This is a messenger RNA of Centropristis striata (black sea bass), 6334 nucleotides long. RefSeq names its product zinc finger protein 236-like. Gene Ontology annotation, biological process: regulation of transcription by RNA polymerase II. The transcript has 7 exons. The record is from RefSeq and is a predicted model, not a curated record. Bases 671 to 5509 code for a protein of 1612 amino acids. Gene Ontology annotation, molecular function: DNA-binding transcription factor activity; RNA polymerase II cis-regulatory region sequence-specific DNA binding. Lineage: Eukaryota; Metazoa; Chordata; Actinopteri; Perciformes; Serranidae.
GGGGCCUCUAGGGGGCAACGUUUCUGCCCUAAGAGCCUAAAUCUGGUGCCUCACACAUUCUGAUAGCAGCUCAGCUCAGCUCAGCUCUCAGCGCUGCUUAAUGACCACAGUGAGAAUCACAGUCAUGCAGCUGAAUAUGAUGUAUUUCUAUGAACAGACUGGUAUCUGAAGCAGUAUCAGGAGGGAAUCAGAACAUCUUUAACUUGAAUGACAGAAUGUGUGUGAAGCUCUGUGUUAACAGUUCCUUUAGCAUGUUGUGUUUUUACUGUGUGCAGGUCAAAGUCAGCCGUCAUUUACAGGUUGAUUUCUUUUUUGGGGUCAAGAGAUCGACUCUGAAAAUCCAUCAGAGUGCAGAUAGAUAAUAUAUUAAAUCUAUAUAAUAAUAACUCCCCUGGGUUUUUAGCGGUCUUAGGGGGCGGUUAGCUGUAGCAGCGGGGUUAGCGCUCCUCUGCCUUACGUUUUUUUUAAAAGCUUUUCUUUUCUUUUUUAAACCAAAAACGGUGCAAUUUCACAUAAUGUUGAGCACUAUCAUUACUAUAGGUAACUAAAAAACAGACUCAAUUAGCUUUAGUUGUAAUUUACACUUUAUUUGCAUAAUUCACAGCCUCCUCUUCAACAUUUCAUCCUCCUGGCUGAAUUGUUCCUGGAGAACCGCUGGACAACCUCCUCCAUGGCAGAAGGACCCACCAUGGACUCUGAGAGGGACCCUCGGUCCUCUGAGGACGUUCAGCUGUUGAAGGGAAACCACAUGUUUGUUCCAGAUUUACCUCCAGAUGUCCUGAGAGUGAUUGUUGUUAAAGAGGAGCCACAGGACUGGAGCUGCAGCCUGGACCAGGACCAGAACCAGGACCAGGACCAGGACCAGGAGGACCCAGAGUCACCACACAUUAAAGAGGAGCAGGAGGAGGUGUGGAGCAGUCAGGAGGGGGAGCAGCUUGAAGGUCUGGAGGAGGCUGAUAUCACCAAGUUCUCCUUCACUCGUGUCCCUGUGAAGAGUGAAGAUGAAGAAGAGAAACCUCAGUCCUCACAGCUUCAUCACACACAGACUGAACACAUGGAAACAGAAGCUGCUGGAGAGGACUGUGGAGGACCAGGACCAGCCAGGACCGACUGUGGAGGACCAGGACCACUCAGGACCGACUGUGGAGGACCAGGACCACUCAGGACCGAUGGUCCAGACGGUCCAGACGGGUAUCUGCAGCCCGUGAGUGAAGACGACUCUCUGGACUCGUCUGAGACGGAGGUCAGCGACGGGGACUGGGAGGAGCCCGGACGGACUCGAUCAGGUCUAAACUCUGUGAACAGGGACGCUUCUGUCGGUGCCGGUGAGAAACCGUUCAGCUGCUCUCAGUGCGGGAAAAGAUUCAGCAUCAAGGGGAGUCUGAAGAGACACAUGAUCACUCACACAGGGGAGAGACCGUUCAGCUGCACCGUCUGCGGGAAAGCCUUCGCCGAGAACGGAAGUUUACAGAAACACAAGAAGAUCCACACAGGAGAGAAACCGUUCAGCUGCUCCGUCUGCGAGAAGAGGUUUCUCCGCAACGCGUACCUGAAGGUCCACAUGAGAACUCACACGGGGGAGACACCGUUCCUCUGCUCCGUCUGUGGUAAGACGUUCAAUCAGAAAGUCCAGCUGACACAACACAUGACCCACCACACGGGGGAGAAACCGUUCAGCUGCUCCCUCUGCGGGAAAGGGUUCAGUAGGAAGAUCAUGUUGAAGUUACACAUUAAAACUCACACGGGAGAGAAACCGUUCAGCUGCUCUCUCUGCGCCAAAGGAUUCCUGAGCAAGUCGAACUUAGUGCGUCACAUGAGGAGUCACACGGGGGAGAAACCCUUCAGCUGCUCCGUGUGCGGGAAAAGUUUCUCACAGGGAGGAAACUUGGCUCAACACAUGAGCCUCCACACGGGAGAGAAACCGUUCAGCUGCAACGUCUGCGACCGGCGCUUCACCUGGUGCACCAGCCUCAAGAUCCACCAGUGUGGGGGGCGUCAGAACGCUCAGCUCCACAGAGUCAGAGCUGACGGACAGAGAGACUCUGAUCCAGACCAGCAGGGACAGGAGGAGGAAGAAGAGGAGGACUGCUGCAACCACACAGAUUUACCUCCAGACGUCCAGAAAGUGGUUGUUGUUAAAGAGGAGCAGCAGGACUGGAGCUGCAGCCUGGACCAGGACCAGAACCAGGACCAGGACCAGGACCAGGAGGAGCCAGAGCCCCGACACAUCAAAGAGGAGCAGGAGGAGGUGUGGAGCAGUCAGGAGGGGGAGCAGCUUGAAGGUCUGGAGGAGGCUGAUAUCACCAAGUUCUCCUUCACUCGUGUCCCUGUGAAGAGUGAAGAUGAAGAAGAGAAACCUCAGUCCUCACAGCUUCAUCACACACAGACUGAACACAUGGAAACAGAAGCUGCUGGAGAGGACUGUGGAGGACCAGGACCACUCAGGACCGACUGUGGAGGACCAGGACCAGCCAGGACCGACUGUGGAGGACCAGGACCACUGAGGACCGACGGUCCAGAGGAGCAGACCGGAGACUCUUCUGAACCGGAGACUGAUGACAGCGCUGACUGGGAGGACUCCAGAGAACCUCCGUCAGGUUUAACUGCUGAGAAACCGUUCAGCUGCUCCGAGUGCGGUAAACAUUUCGGCAUCAUUGGAAAUCUUAAGAGACACAUGACGAGCCACUCAGGAGUGAAACUAUUCAGCUGCUCUGAGUGUGGAAAAAAAUUUGGCCGUAAGGGAAAUCUGAAAAGACACCUGAGAUCUCACACGGGAGAGAAACCGUUCAGCUGCUCGGUUUGUAAGAAAUGUUUUACACAGCGUGGAUGUUUACAGAGACACAGGAGCAUCCACACAGGAGAGAAAUCCUUCAGUUGCUCCAUCUGCGGCAAAAGAUUCAGACAGAAGGUGAAAGUGACACAACACAUGGUGGUCCACACAAGAGAGAAACCAUUCACAUGCUCCGAGUGUGGGAAAAUAUUUGUUACGAGUGAACAUCUGAAGAGACACACGAGGAUCCAUGCGGGAGAGAAACCUCACGGCUGCACCAUCUGUGGAAAAGGUUUUAUUGAAAGCAGAGAUCUGAAGAGACACAUGAGAACUCACACAGGAGAGAAACCCUUCAGCUGCUCCGUGUGCGGUAGAGCUUUUAUUGACAGCAGACACAUGAAGAGACACAUGAAAGCUCAUGCAGCAUUUAUUCAAGGUGGACAUCUGGCAAAACAGAAGCUCCUCCACACAGGAGAGAAACCGUUCAGCUGCAGCGUUUGUGACACAACGUUCAGCUGGCCUCAUCAGCUCAAGAGACAUAAAUGUGUCGGAGUUCAUUUUCACCACAGAGAAGAGGAGCCUCCAGCCAGAAGCUCAGCUCUGCACAGGGAAACCAGAGCUUAUAAAGAGGACCGUGGAGGACCAGGAUCACUCGAGACCGACGGUCCACAUCGUCUCUUACGGCUCGUUGGCGAGGACGAGGACGGAGACUCGUCCGUCCCUGUGAAGACUGAAGAGGACGAAGCUUCAGAUUUACCUCCAGACGUCCAGAAAGUGGUUGUUGUUAAAGAGGAGCAGCAGGACUGGACCUGCAGCCUGGACCAGGACCAGAACCAGGACCAGGACCAGGACCAGGACCAGGAGGAGCCAGAGCCCCGACACAUCAAAGAGGAGCAGGAGGAGGUGUGGAGCAGUCAGGAGGGGGAGCAGCUUGAAGGUCUGGAGGAGGCUGAUAUCACCAAGUUCUCCUUCACUCGUGUCCCUGUGAAGAGUGAAGAUGAAGAAGAGAAACCUCAGUCCUCACAGCUUCAUCACACACAGACUGAACACAUGGAAACAGAAGCUGCUGGAGAGGACUGUGGAGGACCAGGACCAGCCAGGACCGACUGUGGAGGACCAGGACCACUCAGGACCGACUGUGGAGGACCAGGACCACUCAGGACCGACUGUGGAGGACCAGGACCUCUCAGGACCGACUGUGGAGGACCAGGACCACUCAGGACCGACGGUCCAGAGGAGCAGACCGGAGACUCUUCUGAACCGGAGACUGAUGACAGCGCUGACUGGGAGGACUCCAGAGAACCUCCGUCAGGUUUAACUGCUGAAAAACCGUUCAGCUGCUCCGAGUGCGGUAAACAUUUCGGCAACAUUGGAAAUCUUAAGAGACACAUGACGAGCCACUCAGGAGUGAAACCGUUCAGCUGCUCUGAGUGUGGAAACAAAUUUGGCCGUAAGGGAAAUCUGAAAAGACACAGGAGCAUCCACACAGGAGAGAAACCCUUCAGCUGCUCCAUCUGCGGCAAAAGAUUCAGACAGAAGGUGAAAGUGACACAACACAUGGUGGUCCACACAAGAGAAAAACCAUUCACAUGCUCCGAGUGUGGGAAAAUAUUUGUUACGAGUGAACAUCUGAAGAGACACAAGAGGAUCCAUGCAGGAGAGAAACCUCACGGCUGCACCAUCUGUGGAAAAGGUUUUAUUGAAAGCAGAGAUCUGAAGAGACACAUGAGAACUCACACAGGAGAGAAACCCUUCAGCUGCUCCGUGUGCGGUAGAGCUUUUAUUGACAGCAGACAAAUGAAGAGACACAUGAAAACUCAUGCAGCAUUUAUUCAAGGUGGACAUCUGGCAAAACAGAAGCUCCUCCACACAGGAGAGAAACCGUUCAGCUGCAGCGUUUGUGACACAACGUUCAGCUGGCCUCAUCAGCUCAAGAGACAUAAAUGUGUCGGAGUUCGUUUUCACCACAGAGAAGAGGAGCCUCCAGCCAGAAGCUCAGCUCUGCACAGGGAAACCAGAGCUUAUAAAGAGGACCGUGGAGGACCAGGAUCACUCGAGACCGACGGUCCACAUCGUCUCUUACGGCUCGUUGGCGAAGACGAGGACGGAGACUCGUCCGUCCCUGUGAAGACUGAAGAGGACGAAGCUUCAGAAGCUGCUGGAGAGGACCGUGGAGGACCAGGACCACUCAGGACCUCUGCUGAGAAACCAUUUAGCUGCUCUGAGUGUGGGAAAAGAUUCACCCGUAAGACCCAUCUGAAGAGACACAUGACGACUCAUUCUGGAGAGAAACCGUUCAGCUGCUCUGUCUGUGGAAAAUCUUUUCCACGGAGUGAAUGUUUACAGAGACACAUGAGCAUCCACAGUGGAGAAAAACCCUUCAGGUGCUCCGAGUGCGGGAAACACUUUGGCCGGAAGACGCAUCUGAAGAUGCACAUGAUAACGCAUACGGGAGAGAAACCGUUCAGCUGCUCACUCUGCGAGAGAUCCUUCACCCGGAGUGGCUGUUUAAAGAAACACAUGAGCCUCCACACGGGGGAGGAGCGCUUCAGCUGCUCCGUCUGCGGGAGGGUGUUCGGCUCCAGCGGAUACCUGAAGGUGCACAUGAGGAGUCACACUGGAGAGAGACCGUUCAGCUGCUCCGUCUGCGCUCGAGACUUCAUUGACAGUCGACGGAUGAAGAAACAUCUGAGAACUCACACAGGAGAGAAACCACGUCAACCCACGGUCAUCAAAUAGAAUCUUCACAUUUAAAUCACUUUAUUCUGGAUGUGACAUUUAAUAUUUUACCCCCAAAGAAAGAUCCUGUGAAAAACAUUCAUUGGUAACAAUGUGGCCACAUAUAGAUUCUGUUUAAUUAGACAUUUUUUUUAUUAAAUCAUUCUUUUUUCAUGUUUUGUAACAUGUAACUGUAUUUUACUGCACACCAAAGACUUCUGUUGACCUUUUGUUUUAUUUCCAUGUUGUCUGUCAGUGUGUAAAUAUACAUUUAAUAUAUACUGCGGUUUAAAUGUUAUUCUACUAAUAUUAAAUGCUACAGACUGUUUAUGUUUGUGUGACUUUCUACACAUAUAUAAAAGUUUAUUUGAGGUUUUAAGGAGUCAGAAUGCUUCAAAUUACAGAAGUGUAAGCAAAACAAAAAAUAUAAAUAAAACACGUUUCUGCCUUCACUGACAGUGAAUUAUUGAAAUCAUUCAGCAGUUUAAUUAACGUAAAAUGAAUUUAUUAAGCAUUUGACUGAUCUGAAAUGUGAGUUUUUUUGACGAUUAAAAUAUUGAACUCUCCCCAGGCCAUAUAAACAACUAUGAACAAUAACUAUAAACUAUAACUAUAAAACAUAAACAAUAACUAUGAACAUAAAUGAUAACCAUAAUAAAUAUAAGAAUAAAUAUAAACAAUAACCAUAAACAGUAAUUAUAAACAAUAAAUAUAAAGAAUAAACAUAAAUAACAGACUAACAAUAUCUAUAAACACUAACUGAUCGUCCUUUUCUGUGUCUUCAUGUUGUCUUUUCUAUGUCUUCAUAGAUAUGAAUUUUACAUAUAUAUAUAUAUAUAUAUAUAU